AGAAGAUGGCGCUACCCUUACUCAGAUGUAGUUGUAGGAGGCCUCUGACGGUCCUGACGCCGUAUUUAAGAUUGGAGAGAGCUGCUUUAAUUAGGCAUUUCACCAAAGGACCAGUAACGACUGCUGUUUCCAGUGUCAGAUAUUACAGUUCAGAGGGAAACAGGCAUCAGAAAGUGGUUGUACUUGGCAUUCCAAACCCCUUCAUAUGGUUCCGGACUCGAAUAUAUUACUUUUUGAUUCGGACAUACUUUGACAGAGAAUUCAGCAUUGAAGAGUUUACUGACGGAGCGAAACAGGCAUUCUCGCACGUGUCACGACUUCUGUCCCAGUGUCAGUUUGGCGCACUCGAAGGACUGGUUGCUAAAGACCUAAUUGGGAAACUGGAGCAGAAAUGUCUUAAUCUUCCUUUGAGCCACAAGAGGGCGCUGUCCGCUGAUCCAGAAGAGAUCAUGUACACCACACCAGGGGAUGUGGGCAUCUACUAUGACAACAACGGGAGGAAAUUUGUGAGCAUUUUGAUGCGCUUCUGGUACUUAACCAGUGCCCACCUGCCCGAGGACACUAUGGAAGGAACACGCACCUUCCAGGUGGCCCUUGGAGAUGGUGAAAAGCCAGAGAGCAAGAGACUGCUCACUGCCAACUAUGAAUUCCAGAGGGAGUUUACCCAGGGAGUAACGCCAGACUGGACCAUUACAAGAAUAGAGCACUCCAAGUUACUUGAUUAAAAUAUUUAGAAUUUUAUAAACCCCUAUUUGUAUGGCACUACAUUGGCAAGGCCUAUAUUCUUGACAAGUUUAUUUGGAAAGUAAUGCAUCUUAUCAAAAAUUACAAAGGUACAUAUAAAUAUUGUGCUAAUUCUGGACAAUUAUGGAUGCUGCAAGGCAAAAGUGCAACUGUAUAAAGUCCAUAUGUGAUUUUGGCCUAAUUUAAAAGGAAUCACAAGUGUCAGAUUAGUAAAUUAUGGAAUUAUACAUUUAAAAAGACUACAGGUCACGACAUUUACUGUAUGUUUUGGUUGUGAGAGUUAAUCUUUCCCUUCCAUGUGUGUUUAAUAAUGCUGCCUCUUUUGUUUAUAGUUUUAUAUUGCAAUAAAUUAUACAAAGUUCUUAGAAUUUCAGGUUCAGUGCUGUAAUGGAUAGUAACAAUAAUCUGAUAUGUCUGCGUUUCCCAAAAAUCACAUUUUGGGCGGGUGGCAGUUAAAUCUGCAGAAUGAAACGUGUUACGUGAAUUCAGUGAAGCAGUUCUGAAUUCUUGUAUAAAAAAACUAUACAGUAAAAUGUGCCAAUAAGAGCUUUAACAACUUUAUGACAAAGGUCACUAGAUGUAGGCACUGCUGGUUUCUUUGGAUUGAAACAUGACAAUGUGUGGAAACAGUUAGUGCAUUGUUUUUGUUUUUGUUUUUGUUUUUGUUUUGUUUUUUGUCAGUGGGAUGGUCUGGUUAAGUUGGAAUGUUGCAGUCUCUUCUCCACCUCUUGGACCAUGUGUUUCAGCAGCAGGGCAAUGCCCCAACAACUUUGUAACCAAUGAAUAAUAAAAGAACUGUAUAAUUGUAAUUUUACAUCAUAUGUAUAAUUUGUAGAAACCAGAUAAAGAACAAAUAAUGUAUGAUAUGUAUGCUGUGUAUGAUACCAUAUGGGUGGUAUGGGUGAUGCUACACUCCGCACAGCUGCAGGAGGCCACUCAAUACAGCAACCGGACAGCGGCCCUCGUUGCAAUGUAGCUAAGAGUGGAGCUGGAGGCAAAAACACUACAACCCCUUGUGUACUUACUGCUAUAACAACAUGACUUAUCAGUGCUGACAAUGUGUGAUGAUUUGAGGUGUACCUGGUGAGAAGGCUGCAUGGGAAGAGCUUGAGCUACAGAACUUCCUGUACGUCAUGCUGGAGGAGGAGUUGAGGCGGCCAU
Electrophorus electricus (electric eel) is the source of this 1905-nucleotide messenger RNA. RefSeq names its product matrix AAA peptidase interacting protein 1 (gene maip1). The record is from RefSeq and is a predicted model, not a curated record. Gene Ontology annotation, molecular function: ribosome binding. Gene Ontology annotation, cellular component: mitochondrial inner membrane. NCBI's taxonomy places the organism in Eukaryota, Metazoa, Chordata, Actinopteri, Gymnotiformes, Gymnotidae. Gene Ontology annotation, biological process: protein insertion into mitochondrial inner membrane from matrix.